AGAGAGUCGGGAGGGGGUGUGUCUGAACGAGAGGCCAGGGGGGAGGCAGCGAACGAGGGGGUGAAGCAAGAGGGGGAGCGGGAGGAGGGAGAGACCCCAGACCCGGGUCUGGAGGUUCAGGAGAGCGGGCCCCAGGGACCUGCGUGCGAUCUGGGCGUGGAGGCGGCGAGGCGUGCCGUGAUGAAAGAGGAGGAGGACGGCGACCAGCAGCCCGUCUACUGCGAGAUCCUGCCCGUCUCCGAGCCCUCCCGCCUGGGGAGCGGCGAGCCGGAGGAAGGGGACACGGAGGUGAAGAAAGAGGAGACCUCCGAGCUGGGGGGGGGCUGCUUCUAUCUGGGGACCCCCGAACUCCGUUUCUUCCACCUCCCGGAUCUGCAGGAGCAGCGCGGCAGCAUCGCAGGGGGGGAGUGGGGUGCGGCAGGCAGCGGGGCGGGGUUCGGGAGGAGACGCCGGCCUGGGACAGGAGCCCAGGGGGAGGGGGAGGGGGAGGGGGUCGCCCUGGUGGUUUUAAGACAGGAGGAAUCGGAUUCAGCCCUCGGGAGACUCCACAGAGAGGGAGAGCCCCCUCGGAUCAAAGAGGAGGAGGAGGAGGAGCAGGAGGAAGGUGUUUUUUUCAGCCUUUCCAGCGUCCUGGAGCAAAGGCGCGAAAACCAGCAACUCCUGCUCGGAGGGAGCCCGACACGGACCCCGGCCCCCGAGCUGGGCGCCCCCUCCCCAGGGCACCCCCUGGAGGUGGAGGAGGGGAGGGGCGGGCUGAUCAAGCAGGAGGAAGAGGAGAGCGUGGGAUUGCUGGGGAGUUUCUUCCCUUCUUCCUCCUCCUCCUCCUCCUCCACCAGCCUGCAGCUGGUGAACCACCACGGGCUGGUGCACGUCCUGCCCGGACCUGAUGAGGCUGUGGAGGGCAGGGCUGGGGGAGAGGGGGUGGAGGGGGGAGAGAACGAGGAGGAGGGGGGGGAGGUAGAGAUGGUGGUUCGUGUUUUCCAGUUGAAAGAGGAGGAGGAGGAAGAGGAGCUAGCCCUGGAUGCUGCGACGCUGGGGAGCCCGGGACUGCACCCCCCCCUGCCCGUGUCGGGGAGCUCCUCCAGUCUGGGGGGCGCUGUGCUGGAGGGGAGCCGGGGGGUCCCGCUGGGGGCUGAUUUGGGGUGCGUGGAGCUGAACGGCGUCCCGUCGGUGGAGACUGGGGAGAGCGGGCGGGGCGUCCUGGAGAUGGAGGGAGGUUUGGUGCUGCUGGGCUGCGUGAAGCAAGAAGAGGGGGAGCGUGAAGGAGGAGAAGCCGCUCUGAUGACGGAGGAGGAGGAGGAGGAGGAGAGGGGGGCGUCGCAGCAGUCACUCUCCCUGCCUGUGGAGCACCUCGACCGGGCGGAUCCGCUCCCCGGGCUGGAGCAGAUGGAAGCUGGGACCCCGCUGACGGAACGGGAACCCCACGCUCCAGCGGAACGGGAGCUCCGGCCUGGGUCCGGUCCGGGUGCUGGUUCUGGAGGUGACCCGGGAGCACAGGAGAGCAGGGCCGGCAGAGCGGGGGCCCGGAGGGAGCUGCGGAGGGGCCCGGGUUCGAAGGGGAGCAGGGAGGAGGAGGAGGAGGAGGGGGAGCGGCAGAGAGGAAGAGAGGCAGACUGCGCUGAUGGAGGCUCCGAUAGAGAUGCUGGACAGGCAGAGAGACCCCAGAGGCGAUCAGGAGUCUGUGUGACCGAGGCUUCAAGAGAGACAGGAGGCUUGAGCUCCUGCAGGAAGAAGCCUCCUCUGAAAUGCCAGCAGGAGGAGCUGCUGGACAGCCUGGCUCGGAGUUCAGAGGUCGAGGAGGAUUCCGAUCGCUCCGACUCCGAGGUGGAAGGCGAGGCCGCUGUGCUGGCGCGGUACAGCCCGGCCGGAGACCCGAGCGAGGAGGAGGAGGAGGAGGAGGAGGAAGAGGACCAGCACGCCAACGACGCAGAACCAGCGGCGCAUCAAUGGAAAAAAACAAGUGCUCAGUCAGCCCUGCUGUUCCAGGACCAGGGUGACCCGAGUCUGCCCCCCCUGCGCUCCGCUCCGCUGAGCCCCUCCCAGUACUUCAGGCAGUACUUCAGCUGGGAGCUGUGGGAGAGCGUGGCGCAGCAGAGCAGCUCCAGGCAGGCAGGGGGCGCUGCAGAGAGAGUCAGCGCCAGGGACGUGUGCGUCUUCAUAGGAGCCAGCAUCGUGAUGGGUACGCUGAAGCUCCCGUCUCUCAAGCUCUACUGGAGCGCCUCCACCCGGAUCCCGAUGAUCUCGGAGCGGAUCUCCCGGGAGCGCUUCUCCGCCCUGGGGAGCACCCUGCGUGUCUCCGGGGGGGAGGGGGAGGUGGGGGGGCGACUGUGGCGGGUCGGGCCGGCUCUGCAGAGCGUGCAGCGGGCGUGCCGGAGGUUGCCGCGGGAGACGGUCUGCGCCGUGACGGAGCGCGCCGUCCCGUUAACCUCGAAGCACCGCGGCGGCAGGGGGGCGGCUCUGAGGGUUUCUCUGCUCCUGGGGGGGGCCAGCGGGCUGGUGCUGGACCUCCAGUUGGGCGGGGGACCCCUCUCCCGUGCCGACGCCGUCGCUCAGCUGGCGGAAACCAUCCCGGGAGACGGGGGUCACGUCCUGCUCCUCCCCCGAGCCGCCCCGCGGACGCUGGAGCUGCUGCUGCGAGGGGGGGUGCGCUCCAGCGGGGCUGUGGAGGGCGGCAGCCUGGGGGGGCUGGCCGGGGAGCUGCUGGGGGCUGGAGGAGGAGAGCGGGAGGCUGUGGUGCGCGGUGACGGGAGGGUGGCCCUGGUCAGGUGCAGAGGCCGGGUCUUCGCUUCCACGUGCCUGGCAGGAGAGCCCCCCGGCGGGGGGAGGGGGGCGGCCGAGGCCAUGGCGAGAGAACGGCGGCUCUUUGAAGAGACAGUGGGGCGGCAGGGAGCUCUGGGGGAGCUGUAUGGGGCCCCCAGUCCCUGGAGGAGGUGGGGGGUGACCGUGCUGCUCUACCUCGUCGACCUGGCCUUGCUCAACUCCUGGCUGGAGUACCGGCAGGACAGCGGGAGCCGCCGCGGGAUCAGCCUGAUGGCGUUCCGGAUGCAGGUGGCGGAGGAUCUGCUCCGGUCGGGAGCAAAGCCGGAAUCGAGGGCCAGGAAACGCCCCAGGAGUGAGGGGGGGGAGGAGGGGGGAGGGGUGGAGAUGAAGAGGCCGGCGCUCUCCCUGCCCCUCCCCCCCUCGCCUGCCUCCGAGCUCCGGUACGACGGAGCGGAUCACUGGCCCGAGCAGCUGGAGCGGGCUGGGGGAUGCGGGUUCGAGAGCUGUUCCAGGACCACCAGCGUGAGCUGCAUCAAGUGCCGGGUGUUCCUCUGCAUCGCCACGCGAGACAACUGCUUCCUCAAGUUCCACAAGAAGUAGAAAAAAACGAGCGAACGAGCGACAGCAGAGUCAGCACCUGCAGCCUCGCCUGUUUCACAAGUAAUAGCCUCAAUCAAGUUACAGGAGAGAGAAAAAUAAAGCUAAAGUCAUCUCGUUUCACAAUCCAGGAGUUUUACUGAAAGGAGCCGGCGUUUUUAAAAAAAAAAGGGACCUCACGUGAUCAAAACUGAAUAAGGAAAACGGAGAGCCCUGAGGAUAAGCGACUGGAGAGCGAGCGGGGGCUCGGAGCCGGCGUCUGCAGGGAGUGAAGCGACGGCGCUCAGCCAGGAAACACUAACGCAGGGGUUGUGAUGGAUUGUCGCUCCUGCGUGCGAGGGACUGGAUGAAGUGUUAGGGCGCUGCCGUAGCUGCGCUGUCUGUGUCGGCAGCGCCUUCCUCUAGAUUGAAUCGCACCCCUUGAGGAGGGUUUGAAAUGUCCCAGCUGAAUUAAAAUGUGAAAUAAAAUGAAACGCAGUUUG
Acipenser ruthenus (sterlet) is the source of this 3839-nucleotide messenger RNA. RefSeq lists its product as uncharacterized. The record is from RefSeq and is a predicted model, not a curated record. NCBI's taxonomy places the organism in Eukaryota, Metazoa, Chordata, Actinopteri, Acipenseriformes, Acipenseridae. Bases 181 to 3360 code for a protein of 1059 amino acids. The transcript has 5 exons.